Messenger RNA from Aplosporella prunicola CBS 121167, 822 nucleotides. RefSeq lists its product as uncharacterized. The transcript has 5 exons. The record is from RefSeq and is a predicted model, not a curated record. NCBI's taxonomy places the organism in Eukaryota, Fungi, Ascomycota, Dothideomycetes, Botryosphaeriales, Aplosporellaceae. Bases 1 to 822 code for a protein of 273 amino acids.
AUGGCCAAUGUCAGCAAUGAGAAGGUCCUGUACAAGCUAAUCGAGACUAACAUCAUGAUCCUCCACCCGACCGCGACCUCGAUCGUGAUUGCCAUAGGCCCGGUCCAAGCUUCCCUCGAGCGCUCUGAGGAGGACCUGCAAUUCCAGGCUUUCGUCGUCGCGCAGAUGAGCCCCGAGACUAACCAGACGGUGCUCGCAACUGGUGGACCCCAGCCCUUCCGCUUGAAGUCGCUGCUGGCGCUGUUGGUGAAUCUGAAGGGCGAAGUCUCGAAGCUCUUUGAGAAGGAUCCGACUUUGAUGGCACAUUACGGAGUGUUUCAGGACGACAUUGACAGCAACUCCGACAUUGUCACCUCCUUCCUUGACAGCAACUUCGACAACAACACCACAGCUGGAGAGGAUAGCUUCGAUGGUGCUUCCUCUGAAAGCAGUGCCAUAACGGCGAUCCGGCGCACCACUACCUACGUCGACAAGGGUACGAUGACUACCUCCGUCCUGAUUCCCCUCAAGAUAAAGUCCAAGGUCAAGAAGCGCGACGAAGACCUCAAGGAGCCGGAAACUACCUCGAAGCCAUCGGGCCGGUCCACCUUCUCGCAGUCUACCAAGUUGCACACGCACGGGUACCAACCGCCUUCGGUUGAGGACGAUGAUGUUGAACGCCCUACUACCCCGAGAUCACCUACGUCCUCCCACUGUGGUGCCAGUGAGAUUGAGAAAAUCUUGAGCGGAUGGUGGAGGCUUUUAUGGAGUGACCCGGAUAAUGCCGGAGGGCGAUUUAUGGCUCCAUUGUGUAGAGGCCUGGGCAUGGCCUUCUUAGGAUGA